Messenger RNA from Helobdella robusta, 2065 nucleotides. RefSeq lists its product as hypothetical. Gene Ontology annotation, biological process: protein ubiquitination. Gene Ontology annotation, cellular component: nucleus; SCF ubiquitin ligase complex; cytoplasm. Lineage: Eukaryota; Metazoa; Annelida; Clitellata; Rhynchobdellida; Glossiphoniidae. The transcript has 7 exons. The record is from RefSeq and is a predicted model, not a curated record. Bases 87 to 1211 code for a protein of 374 amino acids.
CAAGCACUAACAAAUAGUCGACUACGUGCGUACAUAAUUUAAGGUAAAUACUAACAGACACUUGACUGACAAAAGUAAAAUCCGGAAUGCCCUUUUUGGGGAGAGACUGGAGGUCUCCGGGCCAGCACUGGGUUAAGGAUGCGCAGAAGAGCGAAUGGGUGAAGAUGGAUCUGGUGCGUAGGAAGGUGCUCGUCGACAUCCACGAAGAAACUUGCACCAGGAAGAACAUAGAAAUAUUACGUAGGCCGCUGUGCGAAAUUAAAGACAACAAAGAUGAAACUGCCAAACCUCAGCCAUACGUCAUCAUCAAGCAGCCAAUGAAAACGUCAGUAGCAGAGGCGUUGGUGAAGUUAGGCGUGGCGGAAAGUGUCAAGGACAUUCGGAAGGUCAAUUAUAUAUGCAAGUUGAUGCAGGAGCUGGUAAGGAAUCAGAUGACGUCAUUAAGUGGGUCAGCUCAGAAGUACACCAUGAAGGUCAUCGAACAAAUCAUCGCCAACUGCAUUUCUAACAACUAUCCCAGCAAAAAAGCCGUGAGUGACCUUUUAAAUGACCUCGAAACUACUCUGGUAACUGGUUUUUAUAAUCACGUGGGUAGCGCUUCGUUGUGGGAGGAGCACCACAAGAAACUUGAUUGGCUAAAGAAGAUACUCCAGCCAGCCUAUCCUGACAAAGAUGCGAAACAAACCAGUUUAGAGGAAAAAUAUGCAGACGUGGAUCACUUGGAAAACAAGUUGACCUUGAAAGACCUGCCGUUAGAAAUGUUGCACGAGGUCAUGGCCAAACUGACGAACCACGAAGAUCUCAACAACACCAUUGAAGCUGUUUUCAGCAGGCAACCGCUGGAAGAAGAAGAACUGCCACCGCAACAGCAGCAACACCAGGGUCUGCAACAACAACAACAACAUGACCAACAAAAAAACAGCAUCUUGUACAGAAACCUAAUAAGUUUCCAUUUUCCGGAUAAAACAAAAUGGCGAACUGUUUUGAGAAGAAAGGAAGAAUCAGUGGACGAGUUGACAUCGUACGAGCUCUACAUGAGACUGCUAAGACGCUACGGACCCAGAGAAACAUACGCGGACAUGCUGAAUCAGUGCAGACACUGUCAAGCUCUCUACUGGGCAGGUCAAGGUCAUCCUUGCUUUGUGAAUAACGUUAGCCCCGUUUCCAGACCGAUCCCUCCUCAUCUAUUGGCUGACCUGUUUGUUGCUUGACCUGAAUGUUCACUGCAAAUUAUUUUUCCACCACGGCAAAACAAUCAAUAUUAAUUUUUUUUCAUUAGAUAGACUGCAUCGUAUUAUAUUUAUAUAAUAUAAAAACUAUUUCAGUGGUAUUGUGAUAACUAUUUUUAUUCAUACGCUCGUGUUAUUUUAUUUCCUUUCCUUUACUUUUUUAUUUUGGCUUCUUCGAAUCAAUAUAUUUUUGUGUCCACAGACACAUUUUAAACAUUUUAUAUUAUACAAGCCUCGAGUUUCUUAUGUGCGAUCAUAUAUGCGAUCAUAUAUAUUCAUGUGUGCGAUUGAUCAAACGUAUGGUUAAAGAACUUAUGUGGGUGAGCGAUUUAUUUUAUACGAACUUAUGACAGAUGUCUCGUGGAUGAAAAUGAAAGAUAAUUUUUAUAUUUUCUCACUCCUUGUUUUUAUAAACAUAUUUUUUAUGAGAGGUUUUCAUUUAUGAACAUACUCAUUGUUUUUAUAAACAUAUUUGCUUCUUAUGCUUUCAUUUAUGUACGUACUUCUCCAUUGGUUGCCGAUCAUUUUCAUGUGAUUUUUAUUUCACACCGAAGACAAUAGCUGUGUCGAUCUUGACACGUUUUUUUUGUUUCUGCUCUCAGUUUGUCUCUUGCAUAUUCUUACGAUUUUACUUCUUUUGCGUUACAUGGCAACGAAAACAGUGAUAUUAUUAACGGAAAUUUAUAUUUUAAUUCGUUUUUUAAUUUAAUUUUAAUUUAUUUCAUUUUAUUAUUUUAUUUUAUUAUUUUAUUUCAUUUUAUUAUUUUAUUUUAUUUCACAUUACCCCACGAUAAGCUCAAAAGAUUCGUCAAGCUAGAAAAAUUUUUAAAAACGAA